Ctenocephalides felis (cat flea) is the source of this 4312-nucleotide messenger RNA. It is a transcript of the gene Tnks, whose product is annotated as tankyrase. Gene Ontology annotation, molecular function: protein binding; NAD+ poly-ADP-ribosyltransferase activity. NCBI's taxonomy places the organism in Eukaryota, Metazoa, Arthropoda, Insecta, Siphonaptera, Pulicidae. The transcript is spliced from 19 exons. The record is from RefSeq and is a predicted model, not a curated record. The coding region runs from base 238 to 3741 and encodes 1167 amino acids.
GUCCAGGGACUUUCGUAUUCGAGCGUGCGAGUCCACUUUUUUCGUUUCGUAAUUGCUCUGUGUUGUAAUCGCUAGAAAAAGAAGGGCGAUUGUUGCUAAUACGGUGCCAUUGAGUGGAAACCAGCUGUUUUCAUGGAAGGAUGCAGGAGUUUUGUGACUGAUAAAUUAUGUUAAGAGCCUAAUUACAUCCUAAAAUAAAACAACUAAUACAAUGUUCUAUAAAAUAUCAUGUGAAAAAUGGCUAGUAGAAGAUCAAUUUUGACAACAAAUUUGGAAUCCUUACCCAAUUCACCCACGGACCCCUUAAGAGAAUUGUUCGAGGCAUGUAAAACUGGUGAUAUAUCGAGAGUGAAAAAGUUGAUAACGCCACAAACAGUAAAUGCACGAGAUACUGCUGGCAGGAAAUCUACACCAUUGCAUUUUGCUGCAGGAUAUGGAAGGAGAGAUGUUGUGGAGUAUUUGUUAGCAAAUGGAGCAUCAAUUCAAGCUCGUGAUGAUGGAGGACUACAUCCACUGCAUAACGCAUGUUCUUUUGGACAUGCGGAUGUGGUGAGACUUUUGCUGGAAGCUGGGGCUAAUCCAAAUACUAGAGAUAAUUGGAAUUAUACCCCUUUGCAUGAAGCAGCUAUCAAGGGAAAGAUAGAUGUGUGCAUAGCUCUUUUGCAACAUGGCGCUGAUAUAAGUAUCCGAAAUUCUGAAGGUAAAUCCGCAUUAGAAGUAGCAGAUUCGAUUACAAGACCGGUAUUGACAGGAGAGUAUCAUAAAGAUGAUUUGCUUGAAGCUGCUCGGAGUGGUGCUGAGGAACGUAUGCUGAGUUUAUUAAAUCCUCUUAAUGUCAAUUGUCAUGCUAGUGAUGGUAGAAGGUCAACACCAUUACAUUUAGCCGCUGGUUAUAAUAGAAACAGAAUUGUGCAGUUAUUGUUACAACAUGGGGCUGAUGUACAUGCAAAAGAUAAAGGUGGUUUGGUACCUUUACACAAUGCCUGUUCCUAUGGUCAUUUUGAAGUAACAGAAUUGUUGAUAAAACAUGGUGCUAAUGUAAAUGCUAACGAUCUAUGGGCUUUUACACCUCUGCAUGAGGCUGCAAGUAAGUCACGGAUUGAAGUCUGUUCUCUUCUCUUGAGUGAGGGUGCAGAUCCUACACAACUUAAUUGCCACAAUAAAUCAGCUAUUGAUGUUGCUCCAACAAGAGAACUUCAAGAACGUUUAUCACAUGAAUUUAAAGGACACUGUCUUCUUGAUGCAUGUCGUCAAUCUGAUGUAGCAAGAGUCAAAAAGCACUUAUGUAAUGAAGUAGUCAAUUUUGUGCACCCAUACUCUGGGGAUACACCGCUACACAUUAUUUGCCAAAGUCCAUAUCCAAAACGAAAGCAGGUGUUAGAAUUAUUGAUUCGCAAAGGUGCGCAUUUGAAUGAAAAAAAUAAAGAUUUUUUAACACCUUUACAUAUAGCUGUGGACAACUCCUACUUUGAUUGCAUUGACAUAUUAUUACGGCAUGGAGCAAAAGUGAAUGCUUUAGAUGGUCUAGGACAAACUGCCUUACAUCGUUGUGCACGUAAUGAUAAUGUUCAAGCUUGUCGUAUUCUUUUAACAUAUAACAUAGACACAACGAUAAUAUCACUUCAAGGCUAUACUGCUGCACAGGUUGCUACAGAGGCUGUACUCAACAUAUUACAUGAUCCUCCUAGUGAACCAGCUGAUUAUGAAUGUCAGUUGUUGGAAGCGUCUAAAGCUGGUGAUUGUGAUUCUGUUAGAAGAUUAUUAGGAUUGUAUCCUCACAGUGUUAAUUGUAGAGAUUUAGAUGGACGCCAUUCAACACCAUUGCAUUUUGCGGCUGGUUAUAACAGGGUGCCUGUAGUAGAAUUUUUAUUGGAACAUGGUGCUGAUGUUCAUGCAAAAGACAAAGGGGGUUUGGUUCCUUUACACAACGCUUGUUCUUAUGGCCAUUACGAAGUGACUGAAUUAUUAGUCAAGCAUGGUGCCAGUGUUAAUGUUGCAGAUCUUUGGAAAUUCACACCUCUUCAUGAAGCUGCUGCAAAGGGAAAAUAUGACAUUGUUAGACUUCUUUUAAAGCAUGGAGCAGAUCCUACUAAAAAAAAUCGUGAUGGUGCCACGCCUCUGGAUCUAGUUCGCGAAGGAGACCAAGAUGUAGCUGAUCUUCUACGAGGUAAUACAGCUUUGUUAGAUGCUGCUAAGAAGGGUAACUUGGCACGGGUUCAGCGUUUGGUUACUGCUGAUAAUAUAAACUGUAGAGAUGCACAAGGUCGAAAUUCGACUCCUCUUCAUUUAGCAGCUGGAUAUAAUAACUUGGAAGUAGCUGAGUUUUUGUUAGAACAUGGAGCUGAUGUCAAUGCACAAGAUAAGGGUGGUUUAAUUCCUCUACACAAUGCUUCUUCCUAUGGCCACUUAGAUAUUGCAGCUUUGUUAAUAAAACAUAAUACAGUGGUUAAUGCUACUGAUAAAUGGGGAUUUACACCUCUGCAUGAGGCAGCACAAAAAGGAAGAACACAAUUAUGUGCUUUGUUGCUUGCUCAUGGAGCAGAUCCAUUUUUAAAGAAUCAAGAAGGACAAUCUGGAGUAGAACUGGCAACUGCCGAUGAUGUAAAAUGUCUGUUACAAGAUGCUAUGGCCUCUCAACAAAACGUUACAAUUUCUCCUGCCUCGACAACAAUAUCUAGAUCUCCUUUAGCACAAGCACCGCAGAAUCAGUCUGAAACAGUUAUCAUGCCAUCAGGGGCUGCAAUAGCUCUCUCAGUUCCGCUUUCUUCACGAGUUUGCCUUAGCCCAAUGCCAGAAAAUGAAUGUUGCUUCACAGAAACAGUAAAAUCAGAAUCUGCACAUAUCACAGAUACAAGUUCAUAUACUAUAUCUAACUUCUUGAGCAGUUUGGGUUUAGAGCAAUUAUUGGAAUUAUUUGAGAGAGAACAAAUUACUUUAGAUAUUUUAGCUGAAAUGGGACAUGAAGACUUAAAACAAAUAGGUGUAGCUGCAUAUGGUUUUAGGCAUAAAUUAAUCAAAGGAAUGUCAUUGCUGGCAAACAAUUCAAGUUUAUCAGCUGGUAUGAACAGUCUUCGGUCUGGAACUUUAUUAAUCGAUUUACCAUCUGAUGAUAAAGAAUUCUUAAAUGUAGAAGUUGAAAUGCAAGCCACAGUUCGAGAGCAUAGAGAUAAUGGUCAUUCUGGAGGAGUAUUUAGUCGAUAUAAUAUAGUCAGGAUCCAAAAAGUUCAAAACAGAAAACUUUGGGAUAGAUAUAUACAUAGAAGACAAGAAAUUCACGAAGAGAACAGCAAUCAAUCUAAUGAAAGAAUGCUUUUCCAUGGCAGUCCAUUCAUAAAUGCAAUAGUUCAAAAAGGCUUUGAUGAAAGACAUGCAUACAUAGGAGGCAUGUUUGGUGCUGGAAUAUAUUUCGCUGAACAUAGUAGUAAGAGCAACCAAUAUGUUUAUGGCAUUGGCGGAGGUACAGGGUGUCCUUCGCAUAAAGAUCGAUCCUGUUACUUAUGUCAUAGACAUCUACUACUAUGCAGAGUUGCUCUUGGAAAAUCUUUUUUACAAUUUAGUGCAAUGAAAAUGGCACAUGCUCCUCCAGGUCAUCAUUCUGUAAUGGGUAGACCAUCAAAUGGUGGAUUAAAUUUCCCAGAAUAUGUUGUGUACAGAGGAGAACAGGCUUAUCCUGAAUAUUUGAUUACUUAUCAAAUUGUCAAGCCAGAAGAUACCUUUAGUAGUGGAGAAGAAGCUAGGUGAUUUUCUGUACCAACUGAUACUUCUUAUAGUAUCAGUAUAUUACGGUCACUAUCUGAGUGGUUUUUAUAUUGUUUACAACAAACAAGAGGUUUAACACAGUUUAAAUGCUUUCAACUUAUUAAAAGUCAUAAGCAGUUUAAUUUAUAAUUAUAUUGAACAUAUAAUUAUUUAAAUUCAAAUACCAGUGCUUACGAAGAUAAAUAAUUGAAAUUCAAGUUCAAUUGCAUUUAAUCUUAACAGUAUGAGGAAAUGAAGGAUUAUCCUAUGUUUAUUUUCCUUUUGUGGAUUAAAUUGUGAUGUGUUGUGUUAACAUUAUAUUUUGGGGUCGGAAUAAAAUAGUGUACCUUCUACUACACAGAUGAUAGCAUGAAAGCAUGUUAUGCAGUCUGUCUUGGUGGCUCAGUGUCUUUGAUUCUCCAAAUCUAUUCAUUUUAUUGCCAUUGUAAUAAAAUUUUGUUGAAUUCAUUCAAGGUUUGCUGUUAUUCAAAUAUGUUAUGGUAAGCUAUAAUUUAUAAAUUCUGAUGCCUUUCAACUGAACAGUAUUUAUUUUCAAACAUUUUUAUUGGUAAUA